This is a messenger RNA of Vanessa tameamea, 1879 nucleotides long. RefSeq names its product Krueppel-like factor 3. The record is from RefSeq and is a predicted model, not a curated record. The transcript has 9 exons. Gene Ontology annotation, biological process: regulation of transcription by RNA polymerase II. Gene Ontology annotation, molecular function: RNA polymerase II cis-regulatory region sequence-specific DNA binding; DNA-binding transcription factor activity, RNA polymerase II-specific. Lineage: Eukaryota; Metazoa; Arthropoda; Insecta; Lepidoptera; Nymphalidae. The coding region runs from base 695 to 1528 and encodes 277 amino acids.
UAUUUUACUAUCGCACUGUUCAUUACAUGCAGUAUUAGAAGGCUGCCACGGGCGGAUAGCGGUCUUUACCGCGUGCGAACCUAUUCCUUAACAAAGGUUUUUUAACCUACAAUAAAAACUUUUUAGUGCGAUAAACAAAAUUUAAAAAUUGUAAUUGUAUAUCUGUGACUUAAAAUAUAAACCGACGGAUUUAAAAACGGCCGAUCGUCAUGUGUCGUUCAAGGCUUUUCGGUUGUUUUAAAAAUUGGAGUAACAUGACUUUGACAGUUCAAUAAAAAUAUUUACAUGAAGUGAAAAUUGACUUUUAAUGGAUAGUUUUCGUGAUUUUUUUUUUUUCAAAACGUAGGUAGUGAUUUCCACUCGGUCUUAUUUUAGUGUCGAUAAUGUGAAAUUAUUCUGUAGGCAAUACAUAGUUAUUAGGCAAAUAGUAUUGGAGAUUCAGAUGACUAAAGAUGGAGAAAAUACGAUUUUAGGAAGAAUAGAAAUGUGACAUUAACUUCUAUUUUUUUAUGUUUUAUAUUAAAUAGCAUGUGAUUCUUUCGUAUUGAUUAAAAUAAGGCCAGUAUUAGUUAAUAAAACUUAGUUAAAUAAAUAAAAUGUUUAAUAAUAUCGCUGAUUCAAGAACAAGUAAAGGACUGGAUUUAAUUUUAAAAAGACCGGCGGAUGUUUCGGAGAUUUGCACAAAAUAUACUUAAUGGUGUACAUGGAUGAGAGGGGGCGCGCUGGGCGCCGCGACGGUGCCGCUUUGCCUAAUUCAAUAAAGGCAUGCGAAGCGCCCAUCCAGUUGGAACCAGUAGACCUAAGUUUGAAAAGACGCUCGCCGACACCACGACGUCGUUCAAGACAUCUCGGUAGUAGUUAUCCAACGUCAUCGAAACUGAUAAAAAUCGAAGAGCCGACGUCAACUCAACUACCGUUCGACUCCAAACUUGAUGAGCCAAGGAUCAAGCUCGGUCCAGACCUUCGCAGUGCGAGGAAAAUGAAGAAUGUCAGUAGGUUAAAACAACCCUCGAACCAUCACGCUCCGCAAACAUCAAUCGAUCUGUCAAAUUUAUUCGCGCCAAUCCUUCCAUUCGCAAUUCCGAAUCAAUUGAAACCGAACGCACCGGACGUGGAAAUUAAAAACUUUUUACUGAACACAGCCUUGCAGAACGCUCUGAACGACUCGCUGAGUGAACUGUCUCAGAAGGAAUUCACCACGGAUAAAAUUACAACGGAAAAAAUGGUUACAGAUAAGAAAGAUAAAGAAUGCGAGGCUCAGAGUCGAAGGAGGUUGCAUAAGUGCGAUGUGGCCGGAUGUCAUAAGGUUUACACGAAAAGUUCACAUUUGAAAGCUCAUAAGCGUACACACACAGGUGAAAAACCAUAUAGCUGCGGCUGGGCUGGCUGCGGUUGGAGAUUUGCGAGAUCGGACGAACUGACAAGACACACGCGCAAGCACACCGGACACAGGCCCUUUUCAUGCCCCCUGUGCCGGAGGGCCUUCGCGCGAUCCGAUCACCUCGGACUACACAUGAGACGACAUUAGUGUAUGUUUUAUAAAUUAUUGAACGCGAACCAUUCACGGUAAAUUAUAUUAUGCAUCAGAAACGUUUCACUAAAGCGUUAUACAAACGUUGCACUCGAUUUCGACUAAUUUCCGUAACAAAAUAUUUUCACUUCAAAUAUGAAUAGCGCGCAGGAGAUUUAAGUAAAAAUAUUUUGUAUCAAUUUCGUGUUUCACGCAUGCGCGAGCGUUUUCCUUAUUUGGUCCAAUUGUGUAGGCUCUGAUACUUUACUUUUUCUUAAGAUAGCUCAAAAUACAGUAACGUUCAUAAAAUGCUUAAUACGUAUUUAGGUACAGAGGGCCUAACCCUAGGGGGGGCAGUAUUUAUGUUCG